AUGGCUUCCACGGUUUUUUCCCCUGCCGCGAGGAGCGAACCGUCGUUGCGGUCGCUGGAUCCUUCGCCGUCGUCUUCCCCGGACAUCGGUGACCGGAGCGAUUCAUUCAAUUCUUCGCUGAACCUCUUGUCCGACUCUGAAGCUCAGUUCAUGAGCCCGGACGUAAUGAAGAGUGAAGAGUAUCGUCAAUUGUUCCAUCUUCCACCUGAGGAAGUCCUUAUUGAAGAUUUUAAUUGUGCUAUCCAGGAAAACUUACUUGUUCAGAAAGUAAUCCCAUUCCCUGAAGUCACUAGUGUAAGGAGGGCAAAGACAGCUGGGAUCUUUCCCACUGCCAUUGAGAUUCAUGCUGGAAACAGGAAGCACUUCUUUGCAUCCUUCAUAUCCCGUGAUGAAGCUUUCAAGAUUAUUAAGGAUGGAUGGUUGCGGCAGGGCAAUGGAGCCAUUGAACAGAAGGAAUCAAUGUCUGAGUCCGGCAGCCAAGACAAUGGAUUUGUAGCUGUUGAAAAUGUCAGAAGUUCUGAUACACCUGACAACAGAUCACUUUCUGCUGAUCUGAUCAAAGAUGCAGGGCUUUCAUCCAUUGUAGGGGAUGACCCUGUAUUGGUGGCGGAUUCAGAGAAGCAGUGCAGUGCAAGUCAAGUUGCUGAACUUGAAUUGAAUAAUGAUGCCCCAAGUGUGAGUUGGAAGUGGAAUGAGGAGGAUAUUGACGCCCCAUCAAUCCCUGAAGAAUUUACAUGUGUUGCAGAAGCAGUGUUUCCGAUAAAGGUUGAAGACUUCUUUAGGUACUUUUUCUCAGAUGAUGCUGUAAAUUUUGUUGAGUCUUUUCACAAAAAAUGUGGUGAUAAAGACUUUAAGUGUGGUUCGUGGCAUCUUCAGGAUAAAUUUGGGUAUGCACGUGAACUGUCAUUUCAACAUCCAAUAAAAAUUUAUCUUGGAGCAAAAUUUGGUGGCUGCCAUGAGGUCCAGAAAUUUCGUGUUUAUAAGAACAGUCAUUUGGUUAUCGAGACAUCGCAAGAAGUCAGUGAUGUACCUUAUGCAGAUUAUUUCCGUGUCGAGGGGCUGUGGAAUGUAGAGAGAGACAAGGAUGAAUCAAAAGAAUGCUGCAUUAUGCGUGUAUAUGUGAAUGUUGCAUUUUCUAAAAGAACUAUUUGGAAAGGCAAAAUAGUACAAUCAACAAUUGAUGAAUGUCGAGAUGCUUAUGCUACAUGGAUGAACAUGGCACAUGAAACGUUGAAGGAGAAGAACCUUGAAAAACAAGGUCAAAACGGUGAAAUGAAUUUAGAUAGAGAAGUGAAGACUGGAGAAUCUUCAGAAGGGUCACAGGAGCAAAGUAACCUUAAGCUACCUACAUCCAAUGCCUCUGAUGCUACUACAACCCACAAUGUUUGCGCUCAUUUGCAGGGAAAUUUCACAGAACCAUUAUCUGUUCCAUUGUUCAAACAGUUUAUGACAAAGUUCAGAUCAUCCUUGAAAAGUCUAAACAAUCUUUCUCUGAUCCUUGUUACUAUUAUUGCUCUGAUUUUCUUCAUUCAGCAGUUUAGCAUACUUGUGCUAUUGGCAAGACCUCAACACAUACAUAUGAACACUCCUGUUGACUUCAUGAAUAGGAUGAACAAUGAGAUGACUAGAAAUCCUUCAGAUAUAGCGUGGAUGGAGAAAAGAAUUCAUCACCUUAAAGAUGAGAUGUACAUGGUUGAGAGUAGGCUUGAAAGGUUGCAUUAUGAACAUUCACUUUUGAAAAAACAACUAAAGGACCUAGAACAACACAACUAG
This is a messenger RNA of Sphenostylis stenocarpa, 1773 nucleotides long. NCBI's taxonomy places the organism in Eukaryota, Viridiplantae, Streptophyta, Magnoliopsida, Fabales, Fabaceae. The record is from the annotation of a GenBank genome assembly.